GUGCACAUGCGCAAUAUGGCCAUUCACGUGUUUUGAAAGCAGCAUGAGUUACUACUGUCAGAAGUAGUGGUAUAACUGAAGUGUGGUGUGUUUACAAAGAAACGCGUAAAAUGACCCAAGUACUGAAUUUAAAUAAUGAGGUCGUAAAAAUGAGGAGAGAUGUGAAGAAGGCAAGAGUUCUGAUAAUCCGAAAGUUGACUAGACAUAUCAGCAAGUUAAAAUCAAAGAAAGGUUCUGAAGAGCUAAUUUCAAAGAAUUGCAAGAGAGCGGAGAGACUGGUAGAAGAAAUACAUGUCAUGAAGGACCUAAAACCUGAUAUUGUUACCAAAAUGGCACUUCAGAAAGAUAUAAGCUUUGAAAAGGUCUGCAAAAAGACAGACUCUUCAGCAAAAGAAAGAGCAAUUGCAAGAAUUGUAUCGCAUCCAUUGUUAAGCAAAAAAAUUGCAGACUUGAAAGCUGCUGUAAAAACUUUUAAGGAAGCCCGGCAGACACCUCAGAAAGUACAGAAACUUAAAGAGGCAUCAGACCAAGUGAAGGAUACAUUACAGCCCGCACAUAUGGCAACAGGCAGUGUUGACAAAGAAGGCACCGGCACAGAACAAGCUAAGAGGAAACCUGUAAUGGAAAGCAUGUCACCUGGCUCCCAAAACAAGGGAAGAAAACUAAAGGAUAAGCAGAUUUCACCAGUACAGAGUCCUGUAGAAAAGGUAACUGUGCUUGAUCAGAGUACUUUAGCCAAUGAGCAUGAUGUUAAUAGCAAGGUUGCUCAAACUACAGUGCAGAAGCAGAAACAAUUUCAGAAACCACAACAGAAAAUAAGGAACUCAGAUGUUGAAUUCAGUUCUUCAGAAGAAUCCAUUGAUGAUGAUGAUGGUGAAAAGGAGUACUUUGACGACAGCACAGAAGAGCGGUUUUACAACCAGUCGUCUGGGUCUGCCAGUGAUUCAGAUGAUGAUUUCUUUGUCGGAAAAAUGAGGCAGACCAAGAAAAAAACAUCUCAGAAGGAUGCAAGGAAAGAAAAGAAACUGCUGGACACUGUUACAAAAGUUCUAGAAAGCACACCAAAAGAAACCCAGUCUUUGAUACAAACUAAUAAGGAGGAACUGAAAAACAAACAGAAGGAUACAAAAUUAGAAUCUGUAUUUUGUAGUUCUUUGUCUGGAAAACAGAAACAACAUCCAAAAAGUUGGAAAAGAAAUCAUCCAGAUAAACUUCAAGCAAGUAAGAAAGAGCUGAUGAUACUUUUAAUAACAGAAAUAUCAUGCAAAGAAUGAAAACCACUUGGCACCACAGGACCCGGAAGCACGUAAACAAAGGCUUUCAAAAUAAGCAGAUGAAGAAAUCAAACAGCUGCUAGAUCUCCAAUGAGCUCCUUUAAUAUAACAUGCAAUGUCUCAAAAGAAUAUCUUGGAUCUUUAAAUUCUUACUUUGUUCCAGUACCUUGCAUAGCUUGUUUACUAUUUCAAGUUUAAACUCUUUGAAUUUGUAUUUUGUAUUAGCAUCCCAUUAGUGAGGACAAAGACCAGAGAUUACUGGUAAAUGGCAGUAUGAAAUAUUAAGCUGAUAAAAAAUGCACCGCCAAUAAAACAAGAUAUACAGUCUUAUGGUUGUUGAAUAUUUUUCAUUUACACCAUAGCAGGAGGACAAACCUCAGCAUUUUUUUAAGUUUCACCUGUGAAUUAAAUAUUAUCACACUAAAUUUUAAAGCAGGUGUACAUGUUAUUUUGCAAAACAUUAUAUAAUACAUGGAUGUACUUCCUUUGUUUCUUAAUGUUUGAAGUCUUAUCCUUAUACUGAAAGGUAGCAAGCAACAUAGACGCAUGCCACCACUUACAGAAUUUCAUGGAUUAAUCUUGUUUCUUAGUACUCGCUACAUUACUAGGAUGUUCAUCCAAGAGGCAUCUGUCACCUUUCAGCUGUAACCUUUUACGCUAGCACAGUGCAGACUGAAUAUAAAAGAUAUUAGGCCUUAUAAUGCUAUGAUUAUGCACACUACCGCAGAAGACAGAAUAAACAAAUGAACACUCUUUAUUAGACCCCCAUAACCACUACCAUUGUUAUGCUAUCAGUUCCACUAGGAACAAAGAUACCUAGGAAGACCCUUAAGCUGGGAGACUAUUUAAGAUUAGUCUGGAUUCUGUCCAGUUAGGGAACAGGUAAUGGAGAAUUAUGCAGCCAUAAAAAUGAAAAUAAAUCAAAAUGUUUACUAUGAGCUGCUGGUUGCCUUAUGAAACAUGCUUACACAGCCCAUAAAUAUAAAGGCUACUAAUAACAUUUGAUUUAUAAUAUCACUCAUGGGAAGACAAUGAGAUAAACAGUAAUUUUAUUAAGCUAAGCAAACCAAUGUUUAAACUAAACAGAUGAUUGCCCAUUUGUCUGAAUCACUAUAGUGUUUUUCUGAGUAUGAUCCAGUACAACAGCUACAUAUUGACAUGUUCUGCUGUAGCACACACUGCAGCAUAAAAAUUGUAGCUGCACUCCACUACUUGUAAAAUAUUUAAUUAGUUUGAGUUCUUGCUAACAAAAUAAGUUCAACCCAUGAUAUUUUAGUCUGGGUCCAGCUCAAAGAAAUUACUUUUCCGAUGGCCUUCAUGAUGGCCUGACUUUGAUUUAGCCAAAGCUAGCAGUCAAUCUGGCAUUGCUUUAACAAUUCAAUGCAUGGCUUUUACACUGACACCUUUGUAAAAGGUUACGGUGCUUGCCUUUACAUUGGUUCCAGCAGUGCACAUUUACACAUGUGAGUAUCCAAUAAAUGAAUAAAUAUAUUAAAAAAUACAGGCUGGUAUCUGGUUUGUUUUUGUUAAAUAUUACUUUCUGUAUAUUAACUUCUUGUUGUAGAGCUGCAAAAACAUUGACCGUGAUAGUUAUAUUAAUUAUAAUGUGCAAGUUAUGGUGAUAUACCACUACCACAUAUCCCUGAAAAAAAAGAUUUUAAGAAUUUUAAAUGGGAUUAAUGAAAUCAUAAUGAGCUAUAAUUUAUAAAAUUGUGCUUGACUAAACGCAUUUAAUCACACCUUCAGAAUCCCGUUUAGCAAAAACAUCCGCACUAAAUUAGGUUCCCUUGACAAGAGCAAAGCCAUUUGUACUACCAUGUUUUGAGGCUGCACCACCAUGUAACACAUUCCAAGGUCAGUGCAAGGCAUGGAGAAAGAAAGGCACAUAGAUGUUCUGGCAAAACAUGUUAUGUACCUGUUACUGAGAUGUGGCCAUGCUGUUCUCAGUAAACUGUAAUUCUAGUGUUUUUGGUUCUCUUUCCUUUAAAAUACACUUCCAUUAUUCUAACUUUCAGUGUACACAAAAAUAACGUGUAUCAUAUAUUUUUGACAUUAUCCUUUAAUAACUCAUAUCUUCACAGCUGAAAAGGAGCAGAAUGCUCUUUCCCUGUCUAUCUUGUCAUAGGAAAAUACACACGGAUACAAUCAAAACUGAGGGCACCAACAUAAUGCUUUUGAGACCCAUGAUAUUAGCUGGUGGGCUUUCCAUACCUUACGUGUGGAGGAGAGGGUUCUUUUUAGAACAGACAAAGGAAUUCUCCUAAUUAAAAAAAAAGGCAAAUGCAGAAUGGAGGAUGACAAAAAGUAGCCUACACCACAAAGGUGAUCUUACUGACAUAGCUGUAUCGUGCUCAUUGUAAGGAUCACUGCUGCAGUACGAAUCAUUACAUACUGAAAGAACGUUAAAGCAUUACCUGAGCUGCCCACUGGCUUAAGAUUGGUGAAGUGCACACACCCUACCAUACUGCAGUGGCAAACCCACCUGGCUUCUGGAGAUGAUGCGCAGCUUGUAGUGUCUAGGGAAUGUUUGGCUAGAAGCAUGAGAUGAAAUGCUAUUGGAUUUACAUCAAGACAAAAAUGUUGUCCACUCUGACAAAUAAAAUUUCACAGUUGUAGAUUUCUGGCCUCCUGGAGGAUGUUUAGGACAUCUGGAAGAAAAGAUUUCAACUGCAGAAUAGGCUUCUACCUUCCAAGCUGCAGGUUACAUGUUUUAGAUCUGGGUGUACUACAGUCUCUUGUUGUUAUGACAGAAUGCUGUAUGAUAUGGAAAAAACAUUUGAGCAUCUUCUGUUCAACUCCUUCAGCAGAAAAAAAUGUUGUCUUGGCCAGAGCAAACAGCUAGGAUCAAAUGUGCUUUGUCCUGCAUAGCCUUUAUCAAGGGCAGAGAAAAGAGAGUAGACAUUUGAUCUAAGGAAUG
Protopterus annectens (West African lungfish) is the source of this 4191-nucleotide messenger RNA. It is a transcript of the gene SRFBP1, whose product is annotated as serum response factor binding protein 1. Gene Ontology annotation, biological process: maturation of SSU-rRNA. The transcript has 8 exons. The record is from RefSeq and is a predicted model, not a curated record. Gene Ontology annotation, cellular component: 90S preribosome; nucleus. The coding region runs from base 111 to 1274 and encodes 387 amino acids. NCBI's taxonomy places the organism in Eukaryota, Metazoa, Chordata, Ceratodontiformes, Protopteridae.